Messenger RNA from Peromyscus eremicus (cactus mouse), 972 nucleotides. It is a transcript of the gene Ca8, whose product is annotated as carbonic anhydrase 8. The coding region runs from base 67 to 942 and encodes 291 amino acids. The record is from RefSeq and is a predicted model, not a curated record. The transcript has 8 exons. Gene Ontology annotation, molecular function: zinc ion binding; carbonate dehydratase activity. NCBI's taxonomy places the organism in Eukaryota, Metazoa, Chordata, Mammalia, Rodentia, Cricetidae.
CGGGGACUGCCAGGCUCCGCGCGGCCCCCAGCCCGCGCCUGCCGCGUCCGCGCCGCACAGUUGCCCAUGGCUGACCUGAGCUUCAUCGAGGAUGCAGUCGCCUUCCCCGAGAAGGAGGAAGACGAGGAGGAGGAGGAGGAGGAGGGCGUGGAGUGGGGUUACGAGGAAGGUGUUGAGUGGGGCUUGGUGUUUCCUGAUGCUAACGGGGAGUACCAGUCUCCUAUCAACCUAAACUCCAGAGAAGCCAGGUAUGACCCCUCGCUCUUGGAUGUCCGCCUGUCUCCAAAUUACGUGGUCUGCCGGGACUGUGAAGUCACCAAUGAUGGACACACCAUUCAAGUUAUCCUGAAGUCAAAAUCAGUUCUGUCAGGAGGACCGCUGCCUCAGGGACACGAGUUCGAACUCUAUGAAGUUAGAUUUCACUGGGGAAGAGAAAACCAGCGUGGCUCUGAGCACACGGUUAAUUUCAAAGCUUUUCCCAUGGAGCUCCACCUGAUCCACUGGAACUCCACUCUGUUUGGCAGCAUCGAUGAGGCAGUUGGGAAGCCCCACGGCAUUGCCAUCAUUGCGUUGUUCGUCCAGAUAGGGAAGGAGCAUGUUGGCUUGAAGGCAGUGACUGAGAUACUCCAGGAUAUCCAGUACAAGGGAAAAUCCAAAACAAUACCCUGCUUUAAUCCUAACACUUUAUUACCAGACCCUCUUCUGCGGGAUUACUGGGUCUACGAAGGCUCUCUUACUAUCCCACCUUGCAGCGAAGGAGUUACCUGGAUAUUAUUCCGAUACCCUUUAACUAUAUCCCAGCUGCAGAUAGAAGAAUUCCGAAGGCUGAGAACACACGUUAAGGGGGCAGAACUUGUAGAAGGCUGUGACGGGAUUUUGGGAGACAAUUUCCGACCUACCCAGCCCCUGAGUGACAGAGUCAUUCGAGCCGCAUUUCAGUAGCCAGAAAGACUGUGAUCAAACCCAUCUGCA